GCUGCCGGCGGGACACAUGACACACACUCCCAGCAUUUCUUGGAUCGAGGGGCUUCCGGGGUCACCCGACCGGGCACCCUUUCCGCCCGGAUGAUAGUGACUGCGUAGCCCACACCGACUACUUCGGACUAGGCUAGAAAACGCGGCUACGCCCCGCCAGAUCACCGAUGGUGACGGCAGCCACGAAGAAGCCAGCCCGCCGCCCGCCCCUCAGGCCCAGCCGGGCCCCAGAUCCUCCCUGGCAUCGGUGCGGCCGCCGCUCAGCCGCGCCUCAAGGACGUCUCCUUACACCUCCCAAGGACCAGGCCCCCCCGCACCCGCAAAGGCGCCACUGCAGCUCCCGCCAGGUCCUCAGGGGCUGCCGGUUGCCCCUUUCCAGGGCCAGGCGGAGCCCGAGAACCACCAUCAACACAGCCCUAAUCCCGCUUCCCCGCCGCCCCCGCCCCACUUCGGGGCUACAGCUCGCCUCACCUCCCGAUUUCACUAGAGGUCACCGAACCGGGGCGCCGGCGCUCCGUCUGUCUCCAGUCAAAGGAGACGCGAAGCGGAAGGAACCUUCGGCUUACGCACACUCGGAGCCGGCUGAGCCUGCGACCAAUGAGAGAGGAUCGUCCGAUCGUCUAGCCAAUCAUCUGGGGGCUGCUGGGCCUCACGGCGCUACGUCACGAACGGUCGCCUUAACAACCUCCCACAGCUCUCACUGCUGCGGACAACAGGCACCGCACCAUCUCUCACCAUGGCUCGGCCAACCAAUAGCUAGUCGAGUCCCAGAACUAGGGCCUGCCUAUUGGCCCAAGAGCCCUGGGGGCGCAAGCAUGUGGAAGGAAACAGUUUUCACAGUGAAGAAGACUGUAGUGAAUCAAACAAGAUUGAAAUAUUCUAAGUCUUAUCAAAAGGAAGGAGAAGGAGAAGGAGAAAAGAAGAAAAAGAGGAAGAAGUGGAAGAGGAAGAAGAAAAAGCAGAAGGAGGAGAAGGAGUGAAGGAAGGAAGGUAAGAAGGAUGGAAGGAAAGAAGGAUGAAAGGAAGGAAGGAAAGGAGGGAGGGAGGAAAAUCUGUAAGUACUGAUAGCUGAGAAACUCACACUUUCAAUGUCCCUAGAAGCCUAAAAGGUCAGAUAUGUCAGAAUUAAAAGUUACAGAUAAUACAAAUACUUACUAAUAUAAAAUCAAGGGAAGAUUAUGAAGCUGUUUUCACAAAAGGCUUUAGAUCAAGAUUUGGAAAGUUUUGUUCCCAAAUUCUGCUUAAUUGAGAAUUCCAAUGAAUAUAUGGGUUCAAAAGCAAACAAAAGCUAAUUGUCUGGUUUUAUGUACUUAAAACAACUUCUAUAUGGGUUCCAAAAUGUAUUUCAAAAGAAUCUUUUAUUGCACUUAACUCGUUAUUUGUACUUAAUGAUAAAUCACAAAAUUUGGCAUGGACACAAGAGAGAAGGCGAAAGUGGGAGAUGGGGUCAAGGGAAUCUAUGUGCCUUCUUUUCUUGUGGGUAUACUCUCAGAGCGAGGAGUUUAUUAAAGUAUAAUUUUGGGGCACCUGGGUGGCUCAGUCGGUUAAGUGUCCAACUCCUAUCUUUGCUCAGGUCUUGAUCUCAAGAUCAUGAGCUCAACCCCACGUUGGGCUCCAUGCUGGGCAUGAAGCCUACUUAAAAAAAAAAAAAAUUAAAAACUAAAGUAUAAUUUUAAGAGCCUCUUUUAAAGUAAUGGAUGGCCCAUAUUGCGAUCUUGAACUCAAGACCCUGAGAUCAAGACCUGAAACUGACAUUGAGAGUCAGACACUUAACCGACUGAGCCACCCAGGUGCCCUGAUACAAAUUGCCAUCUCAAUCCAUAUUACCCUUAGCAUUUAUCUAUGUAACUGUGUUAGACCUCCAAGCUUCCCUUUUCCCUCUUUUUAUUGUCAUGGGUCAUGCAUUAAGUCAGAGAAUUAUAACAACAACAAAAAUAAGAAGAAGAAUAAGUACUUAAAUAACUCUAUGUACCAGACACUUUUCUAAGUGCUUUAUUGAUAUUAACUCCUUUAAUUCUCAUAACAGUCCUAUGAAAAAGGUGUGUAGAAUCUGCAUUUCAUGAGGCAUGAAGCUACAGAAACAGAAAGAUUAAGCACCUGGCCUAAGUUAAUGCAGCUUGGAAGUGGUGGAGUUAGAAUACGAAGUUUGAAAUUUGGCUCCCAAGUGGAUGCUCUAAACAACUCCACGGUGCUAGCUUUUGCACCAACAUAAUAUGUACUGCUUUGUAUUAGCACAUGUUGUGAUUGCCUAAGCUUCUGACACUCCAUUGCAAAAAAUAUUUCAUAAUCUCAACGAAAAAUCAUCUUUAUUUACUUAUUUAUUUCCCAUUCACUGUUCUCAGCUGCUUUCAAAGUUAUAUCUUCAAACCUCAGGCAGUUUUCUCUCUCUUACAUACUCUUUUUUUUUUUUAAUUUUAGGGAUAGUGUUUUAACUAGUACCUUGCAAGUGAUAAUUGGCCACUUAACUUUGACAGAUAAUAUGAUUGAUUAUCUCUCCUGUCCAAGAUCAAGAAAUACUCAACACAAGGGUCUCUAUGCUAGGCAAAGGGGUAGGCAUCCAAGGUACAGAGUUCAAUAAGAAAACAGACACAAACAGAACCUUUCCAGAUAAUAGAGUCAGUGUUCUGAGUGAAAUAUGCAGAGGGUCCAGUGAGAAAGAGGUAGGGCAUGGAGUUUGGAUGCAGUACAUUCUGAACAAGGGAAGGAAAUGGUUUGAAGAAAGGCUAUUUCAGCUAAGUGAGAAAAAGAAUGGAGGUUGGCAUGGAUCAGGAGCAGAAAGUUUAAUUAAGCAGAGAUUUUUUUUUAAUGUUUAUUUAUAUUUGAGAGAGAGAGAGAGACAGAGCACGAGCAGGCGAGAGGCAGAGAGAGAGGGAGACACAGAAUCCGAAGCAGGCUCCGGGCUCCAAGUUGUCAGCACAGAGCCCCAUGGAGGACUCGAACUCUUGAACCACAAAAUCAUGACCUGAGCUGAAGUCAGAUACUUAACUGACUGAGCCACCCAGGUGCCCCUACUUAAGCAGAAACAUUAAAGUACUGUGGAAUAUGAGAGAUUUAAAAGGUGGGGCAGUCAUGAGCAGGUUGACAGAAAAUCCCAAGUUUCUGUCACCCAAGGUGACCUCUCACAGGGGCUAAAAGUCUCAGCUACUUCUCUUCUUUUGCUACUUUUGUUCAGCAGCAAAACUUAAAAUUCUGCUUCUUGUUCAUGCGUAAAACUUCCUAGAGCUGCACCCCACCGCAGGAGCCUCUCUUGCAGUCCCGAACAAAGAUUUCCACAGGAAAGGGUGCACACAAUUCGACAUGUCUUCUGCCCACCGAGCCCGUUUUCACUGUUUAACUGUGUUUUUGUUUGUUUUCUUCUUCACAGUUCCCCCAUUCCUCUUCUUAGG
This is a messenger RNA of Felis catus (domestic cat), 3386 nucleotides long. RefSeq lists its product as uncharacterized. The record is from RefSeq and is a predicted model, not a curated record. The transcript is spliced from 2 exons. Lineage: Eukaryota; Metazoa; Chordata; Mammalia; Carnivora; Felidae. Bases 168 to 980 code for a protein of 270 amino acids.